Molecule: messenger RNA, 1494 nt
Organism: Cercocebus atys (sooty mangabey)
Lineage: Eukaryota; Metazoa; Chordata; Mammalia; Primates; Cercopithecidae
Gene: HAAO
Product: 3-hydroxyanthranilate 3,4-dioxygenase
Exons: 10
Coding region: 356-1144 (262 amino acids)
Biological process (GO): 'de novo' NAD+ biosynthetic process from L-tryptophan; quinolinate metabolic process
Cellular component (GO): cytoplasm
Molecular function (GO): 3-hydroxyanthranilate 3,4-dioxygenase activity; iron ion binding
Source: RefSeq, a predicted model, not a curated record
GGGAGGACAGCGCUGCGAGGAGGCGCCCGGGACAGUCAUGGAGCGCCGCGUGGGAGUGAGGGCCUGGGUGGAGGAGAACCGGGGCUCCUUCCAGCCCCCCGUCUGCAACAAGCUCAUGUGAGUCCGGCACCCCCAUGGCCUCCCCCUGCCCUUGCUUCCUCCCCCUCCUCCAUCUGCGCCCUCACCUUGCAGCUCCGAGUUCCUGGACCCAAAAGCCUGCAGAAGGGCGGCUUCAAUCUCUUGGUUCUUGGGGGAAGAUGGAGACAGGCUGUUCCGGUUCCACCACAUCAGUCUGUUCCUCUUUCUGGUGACUGUGGUCUUGACUUCUGAAGAAGGCUGAGCUGUGGGAGAUGAGAUGACAAGGCACCAGGAGCAGCUCAAAGUCAUGUUCGUUGGAGGCCCCAAUACCAGGAAGGACUAUCACAUCGAAGAGGGUGAAGAGGUAUUUUACCAGCUGGAGGGAGACAUGGUUCUCCGAGUCCUGGAGCAAGGCAAACACCGGGAUGUGGUCAUUCGGCAGGGAGAGAUAUUCCUCCUGCCUGCCAGGGUGCCCCACUCACCACAGAGGUUUGCCAACACCGUGGGGCUGGUGGUUGAGCGAAGGCGGCUGGAGACCGAGCUAGAUGGUCUUAGGUACUAUGUGGGCGACACCAUGGACGUUCUGUUUGAGAAGUGGUUCUACUGCAAGGACCUCAGCACGCAGUUGGCCCCCAUCAUCCAGGAGUUCUUCAGCUCUGAGCAGUACAGAACAGGAAAGCCCAUCCCUGACCAGCUUCUCAAGGAGCCACCAUUCCCUCUGAGCACACGAUCCAUCAUGGAGCCCAUGUCCCUGGAGGCCUGGCUGGACAGCCGCCGCAGGGAGCUGCAGGCAGGCGCACCACUCAGCCUGUUUGGGGACACCUAUGAGACCCAGGUGACCGCCUAUGGGCAAGGCAGCAGCGAAGGCCUGAGACAGAAUGUGGACGUGUGGCUGUGGCAGCUGGAGGGCUCCUCGGUGGUGACAAUGGGGGGACGGCACCUGAGCCUGGCCCCUGAUGACAGCCUCCUGGUGCUAGCUGGGACCUCGUAUGCCUGGGAGCGAACACAAGGCUCUGUGGCCCUGUCUGUGACCCAGGACCCUGCCUGCAAGAAGCCCCUGUGGUGACCCUGUUGCCAUGGCCUGAAGCAGCCACAGGUGUGCCUUGCAGCACCCUUGAGUGCCAUCCCUGCCAAACAACUCUCCCAGCCCCACCGCUUCUCUGUGUACUGCUGCUGUGUCCCCCACAGACCUGGACAUUGUCGUCACCCACCCUCCUGCCUUUCUCAGCCCAGAUGCCACGCCCCUGAGCGGGCAGCAACUCCCCGUCUUCUCCGGCAGCCUCAGCCUACUGCCUUGCCAGUCUUACCAGGUGGUCUACUCCUGGCCCAGCUCCUGACCAUUCCUCUGUCCCUGUAGACUCAGUGCAGCACUUCCCCGCCAAGAAGGCCCUCAAUAAAGGCUUCCUGGUGAACGCA